AUAUUACCACACGUAUCCAUCCCGGUCGCUGGAUCCUGGCUUCACUUUUUCUUCUUCUUCUUCUUCUUCUUUUUUUUUAAUCACCCCGUUUCUUCCAUUCCUCCCAUCCUGUCCCCCCUCACCUCACAGUUCAGCAUCCUCUCCUCCUUAGGUCCUUCAGCUUGCCUCGCCAACUUUUUCCAUCCCACUCACUCUCCUCCAUCCCUUUCUCCCCCCCCCCACCCCUGGUUCCCAGUCCUGGUUCGGGUUUAUUUUUCUCCCACCUGCCUCGGAUCGGCCCAGUUCGCCCGGGCCACUGCUUCAUGGGGCGCACCGUGUCGCUCGGAAAAUGCUCCGCCGUCGGGCUCUAGGCGCCCCGCUGAACCUGUCGGGAUCAGAGCUGCUGCGCGCCGUUUCCCCGCCUCGCCCGUGCUGCGGCCGGGGCCAGUGAGAGAGAUGGGUCCGUCCGUGGCUGCGCAGGCUCGGCCGCACCAACGGGGAGGCACGGCGGCGUCUCUCACGGGAGGCUGGAUCCGGAUCACCAUCGUUUCCUUCCUCGCCACUUUACCUGUGGAGCAGCUGCGCGCCUUCCCGUCCUCCCUCAGCGACUGCCAGACUCCGACCGGCUGGAACUGCUCCGGUUUUGAUGACCGGGACACGGACCUGUUCUUGUGCGACACCAACACCUGCAAGUUUGAUGGGGAGUGCCUAAGAAUUGGGAAUAUGGUGACGUGUAUUUGUGACUUUAAGUGCAACAAUGACUAUGCCCCAGUGUGCGGCUCCAACAACAAGAACUACCAGAAUGAGUGUUUCCUCCGCAGAGACGCCUGCAAGCUGCAGUCUGAAGUCCUUAUUAUGUCAGAAGGAGACUGUCCUGCCGAUGCCGGAUCGGGAUCGGGAGACGAUGGAGGCGAGGGUUCAGCCGAGACGGGUCAGAAGGAGACGUCCACCUGUGACAUCUGCCAGUUCGGAGCAGAGUGCGAUGUGGACGCCGAGGACGUCUGGUGCGUCUGCAACAUCGACUGCUCUCAUAUCAGCUUCAACCCGGUGUGUGCCUCUGACGGGCGCUCCUACGACAACCCCUGCCAGGUGAAAGAGGCGUCCUGUCAGAAGCAGGAGCGCAUCGAAGUCAAGUACCUGGGCCGCUGCCAAGGUGACAUCACAACCGGGAACAAAGGAGAUGGACACUUUGCACAAAGCGGCCCCACUGGUGAUGAGGACUCAGGGAAAGGAGUGGCCCGCAUUUACACCCCCUGUCCAGAUCACUACAAGAACUACUGCGUCCACGGGGACUGUCAGUUCCUCAACAUGCUCUCCCAGCCGUCCUGCAGAUGUCACUCAGGCUUCAUGGGCCCCAAGUGUGACAUCAAAGAGUACAACGUGCUGUAUGUGGUGCCAGGCUCUGGAAAACUGCACUACGUCCUGAUCGCCUCUAUCAUUGGAGCCCUGCAGGUGGUCAUCAUCUGCGUGGUGGUGCUCUGCAUUACCAGGAAGUGCCCACGGACCAACAGGAUCAACCGGCAGAAGCAGAACAAUGUCCACUUCAGUUCUGAGAACACCAUGCGCGCCUCCACUCGUCUUAUCUGAGCCCAGAUUCGCCGGACAGAGCGCCCCCCUCACGCAGCGGCGCGCCGUGGCGUUAGAUGUUCCCCUCGUAGGCCAACCCUGACAGUUAGCGUCCGCCUCCCUUCACUUGACUCCCCCUCUCCUACCUACUAACGACCACAGAGGACGGUGGCAUUACAAAAUCAGAGCUGGCACAGCAGUAAGCAGUGAGACUUGCACGUUGAGAUGAUGUUCUGAUCAUCGGACGCCGUCGCUGCCUACCUUCCAGUUGCCGGCGUGUCUCCUUUUUUCUGAGGAUUUUUUUUCUGAAAAACUGAACUGGAAGGAAGGAGAGAGGGGGGAGGCGUCCAGGACACUGAAUGUGAGUGUGUGAGUGUCUUAUUAGAUGUGUGCGCUUUGGUAGAGGCCGACUAGCUGGCGUCUGUUCUUUGUAGACGAGGGGUAAAAGCAAACUGGGGGUAGUGCAAAGCAGGGUACCGGGCUUUAAUAAUCGCAGUGUGUGUUUAGUCUGGGAGGGGGGAGGGAGGGGUUUCGGGGCUACACGUGAUGCCUUGCACCUUGUGUUAUAGGAGACCUUUGACAGAGGGCACAACGUUAUUAUAGAGCUCUCUGUUCGGUUGUGACUACGACGUCAGCUACUGUAUGUUGAGUUCUAUUUCCAAUAGUUAUUACGACAUUGUCUUGAUGGGGUCCGUUUUUUCUGUAAAUGUAAAUAAAUAAUUUAUAUCACGAAAUCUUAAA
Molecule: messenger RNA, 2286 nt
Organism: Fundulus heteroclitus (mummichog)
Lineage: Eukaryota; Metazoa; Chordata; Actinopteri; Cyprinodontiformes; Fundulidae
Gene: tmeff2a
Product: transmembrane protein with EGF-like and two follistatin-like domains 2a
Exons: 10
Coding region: 436-1566 (376 amino acids)
Molecular function (GO): protein binding
Source: RefSeq, a predicted model, not a curated record